AUGGGGACGGGCGUGUGCGACUGUGCGAGUACGACUGCGAGGCGAGACAGUGACUGUGCGCGCGAGGUGUGUGAAGUGCCGGGCUGCUCCGCGCCGUCGGGUUUUGUUGACCCGGGCCGGAGAACCCUCUCGCGGCUCCUGUGGGCCACACCAUCUGGUGCCUGCGCCCAACUCGUGAGCCGUGGCGCGUUACUGCCUGCUGCGGCGCUGCCUGCCGCCUGCGCGGUGGAGGGUGGACUCUGGUGGUACCAGCCAAACGAGGCAGCCGAUGAGUGGGAGUGA
Miscanthus lutarioriparius is the source of this 282-nucleotide messenger RNA. The record is from the annotation of a GenBank genome assembly. Lineage: Eukaryota; Viridiplantae; Streptophyta; Magnoliopsida; Poales; Poaceae.